Molecule: messenger RNA, 1614 nt
Organism: Quercus lobata
Lineage: Eukaryota; Viridiplantae; Streptophyta; Magnoliopsida; Fagales; Fagaceae
Product: polygalacturonase QRT3-like
Exons: 3
Coding region: 98-1528 (476 amino acids)
Molecular function (GO): polygalacturonase activity
Source: RefSeq, a predicted model, not a curated record
UCUAUAUCUCCCCCCCACAUCUCUCCUCUCUAUAUCUCUCUCUCUCUUUCUCUCAUAUUUAGUGGCACACACAAAAUAUAGCAAGAAAAGUGUUAAAAUGGCUAGGAUAGAUAUGUUGGUUAAGCUAUUCAUGGGGUUUGUGUAUGUAAAUGUAAUUCUUGGCUACGUUGAGAGCUCUUACUCUGGUGUGACCGGGUAUCACGAUGCAAUACGCCGUAUGGCUUUGUUUAAGGCUGCACAUAUCAUCCGCAAUGGAGCCCCUCAACCUCAGAGCUAUUCAACACCACUGGUAGUAUCAAGAUCACGUGUUCUUCACGUGACCGAUUAUGGUGCUGAUCCUACAGGAAGAUUGGAUAGCACUGAGGCACUUGAGCAAGCUAUUUCUGAUGCCUUUGGAUCUCCAGUUGAUGCCCACUUGAUGGAGGGUAUUGCUGAUCUUGGAGGCACUGAGAUUCAUCUUGAUGGAGGGACAUACAAGAUCAGCCGUCCAUUACGUUUACCAAAAACAAGUGGCGGUAACUUCAUGAUUCAUGGAGGGUCACUUCAUGCAUCCAACAAUUUCCCGAUGGAUCGCCAUCUGAUCGAGUUGUGGCCAUCAUCAGCUUCUUUAUCGUAUGAAUAUAUUACACUCAAGGACCUUAUGAUAAACUCCAAUUUUAGAGGGGGUGGUAUUUCCAUAAUUAAUUCACUAAGAACCAUCAUAGACAAUUGUUACAUUUCACAUUUCACUACAAAUGGUAUACUAAUCCAAGAUGGGCAUGAGACCUACAUUAGAAAUUCUUUCAUUGGUCAACACAUUAACAUCGGCGGUGACCACCGUGAGAAGGACUUUUCCGGCAUCGGAAUUAACAUCAUGGGCAAUGACAAUGCGGUCACAGAUGUGGUCAUUUUCUCAGCAUCAAUAGGAGUUAUGGUAUCAGGGCAGGCCAAUGUGCUCACUGGGGUACAUUGUUAUAACAAGGCCACUGCAUUAGGUGGGACUGGCAUUUAUGUUAAGGCACCCGGUUUGACCCAAACCCGAAUUAUGAAUUGUUACUUUGAUUUCACUGGUAUUGUGGCUGAGGAUCCGGUCCAGCUCCACAUAACCGGGUCAUUCUUCCUUGGGAAUGCCUUUGUUUUGAUCAAGUCCUUGGCAGGAGUUGUGUGUGGUGUGAACAUUGUUGAUAACAUGUUCUCUGGUGAUUAUACAGGGGUUGAAAUUGUUCAAUUAGAACAAUCAAAUGUGCCAUUCACAAAUAUUGAUCAAGUAAUUGUUGAUCGAAAUAAUGUCCGAGGCAUGGUACUUAAAUCAACGGUAGCAAGAGGUUCAGUAUCGAGUAAUGGGACGACAUGGACCGUCGAUUUUUCAAGGGUCCUAUUGUUCCCAAACCUAAUAAAAAAUGUGCAAUACACAUUGCAUGCAGGUGCUACAUUUCCUAAUCAUGUGUUACGGAAUAUAUCGAAGAAUUGUGUCACGGUCGAGUCGAACGUGCCUGUAUCGGCAACAUUGCAUGUAUCAGUGGAUCAAAGCAUGGUUGGGUACAUAUGAUAUGCGACAUGGAUCUAAUUGAUCGUGUUUUUUUUUUUUUUUAAAUUUAUUCUUGUUUUUUUCUUGAUAGUUGACACAAAUGUAUG